Molecule: messenger RNA, 2974 nt
Organism: Morus notabilis
Lineage: Eukaryota; Viridiplantae; Streptophyta; Magnoliopsida; Rosales; Moraceae
Product: probable receptor-like protein kinase At5g61350
Exons: 1
Coding region: 317-2974 (885 amino acids)
Biological process (GO): protein autophosphorylation
Cellular component (GO): plasma membrane; plasmodesma
Molecular function (GO): transmembrane receptor protein tyrosine kinase activity; ATP binding
Source: RefSeq, a predicted model, not a curated record
UUUACCGACUCUUUUUCUUCUCACACAUUAAUGAAUCAAAACAACAACAACAAAAAAACAUGCCUGCACGUAUUUCCCUUGUACGUGCCUCCAACAACAAACCUCCUUAUUUCCAUCCAUUUUUGUACACUCACAUCCGCGAGAAAAAAACCCACUUUCAGUUUUCUCGUCCAUUUUCCUUCCAUCCAAACAAAUCCAAAACCCAAAAAAAAAUAGCACAAUGCAAAAACUUAUAUCCAUCAUCAUCAUCACUUUCUCCACCAUGUCAUUACAAUCCUAGCUCAAAAGAAGGAAAAAAAAAAAAAAAAACAUAACAAUGGACGAGUUUUUCCCACGCAGAAACAUAUUAGAACCCCAUAAACUCUCUUCCUUUUCCCUUCCCUUAAUCCUUCUCAUAAUCUUGAUCAACUUCACAAUUCCUUCUUCUUCUCUCUCUUCCUUUUCACCUGCUGAUAAUUACCUCAUCGACUGUGGCUCUUCCCAGCAGACCAAACUCUCCGACGGCCGGACUUUCAAGUCGGAGCGCGACACGGCGUCCCUCCUGUCCUCCUCCGACGACGUGCAGAUCUCCGCGGAUUCAACGUCGAUAUCGGCCGCAAAAGCAUUGUCUUCCUCCAUCCCUUCUUCCUCUCUUCCACUGUUCACCACCCUAAGGGUUUUCUCAGAAGAAUCCACGUACAGUUUCCACAUCUCACAAGCCGGGACCCACUUUGUCCGUCUCUACUUCUUCCCUGUCCCCCAUGCAACGUACAAUUUCACCGCCGCAACGUUCACGGUCACCGCCGAUAACUACGUUCUUUUAGAAGACUUCUCAGUUUCUGAUUACGCCACUUUUGUUUACAAGGAGUAUUUCGUCAACGCCAGUGACAGAUUUUCUCUCGUAUUCAAGCCGAAGAAGAAAUCAUUCGCUUUCAUAAACGCCAUUGAGGUAGUUUCUGCUCCUGAUUCUCUUGUCGCAGAUUCAGCCACGGCCGUUUUUUCAUCUGGGGUUUUCAAUGGUUUAUUUAAAAACUAUGCUUUCCAAGUUUUUUACCGGUUGAAUGUUGGAGGGCCAAAUUUAGGUCCUGAAAACGACACGUUAUAUAGAACUUGGGAAUCUGAUAGUGCAUAUAAUGCGUUUGUACAAGGGUCUAAGAGUGUUUCUGUGUCUCCAAAAACUGUGAAAUACCGAGAAAAUAAUGGAGAGUUAAGUUUAACCCCUUUGAUUGCUCCCAAUUGGGUUUAUGCCUCAGCUCAGGAAAUGCAAGAUCCUGUUGUUAUGGAACCCAAUUUCAAUCUCACUUGGAGGUUUAGUGUGGAUCAGGGCUUUUCCUAUUUGAUUAGGAUGCAUUUUUGUGACAUUGUUAGCUUGGCCCUCAACAGCCUUUACUUCAAUGUCUACAUCAAUGAGAUGAUAGCGGUGUCUAGUCUCGAUCUUUCGAGUCUCACGGGAGCUCUAGCCACCGCGUAUUACCGGGACUUCGUGCUUGAUUCGGCGAAUGUCACGAACAGUUCCAUCAUGGUUCAGGUUGGUUGUGCUAAUCUCCAGUCAGGGGUGAGAAAUGCUAUUCUUAAUGGAUUGGAGAUUAUUAAGAUAAGUAACUCUGCUGGUAGCUUGAAUGGUACUUUCACCGUUGAUGGGAAAUACAAAGGGCCUGGUAGUUCAGCACUUAGUCCUAUGAAGAUUGUUGCGGCUGUCGGGUUGGGAUUGGCAGUGACGGUGAUGUUUUUGCUCGGUGCGGUUUGUGUUCGGUGGCAGAGGAGGCCUCAAGGUUGGGAGAAACGGAAGAGCUUCUCGUCGUGGCUUCUGCCGCUCCAAGCCGGCUACUCAAGUGCUAAUUACUGGUCCAGCAGGAGCAGCUCUAGGAGGUCUAGUCUCUUUGGCUCUCGCCGCAGCAAAAGUGGCUACUCGGGCUAUUUUGCCUCCUCUGUUUACUUUGGAAGAGUCUUCACUCUCGGUGAAUUGCAGGCUGCGACGCAGAAUUUCGACGAGAAGGCAGUGAUUGGGGUUGGCGGGUUCGGAAAAGUAUAUCUUGGGGUGUUGGAGGAUGGAACCAAGUUGGCUAUAAAGCGAGGAAACCCAAGUUCGGAGCAGGGGAUCAAUGAAUUCAAGACUGAGAUCGAAAUGCUCUCCAAGCUCAGGCACCGCCACCUUGUUUCGUUGAUCGGGUUCUGUGAUGAGCAAUCAGAGAUGAUUCUCGUAUAUGAGUACAUGGCUAAUGGUCCGCUUCGCGACCAUCUAUAUGGCUCAAAUCUCCCUCCUUUGUCAUGGAAGCAAAGGCUUGAAAUCUGCAUUGGCGCUGCCCGUGGCCUGCACUAUCUCCACACCGGCGCAGCACAGGGCAUAAUUCACCGCGAUGUGAAGACAACAAAUAUCCUGCUCGAUGACAAUUUCGUUGCGAAAGUUGCUGAUUUUGGCUUGUCAAAGGCUGCACCAUCAUUGGACAAAACACAUGUGAGCACAGCAGUGAAGGGCAGUUUUGGAUAUCUUGAUCCCGAGUACUUCAGAAGGCAACAACUCACAGAGAAAUCGGAUGUUUACUCAUUUGGGGUGGUUCUGUUUGAGGCCUUAUGUGCAAGGACGGUUAUAGAUCCUAAGCUGCCAAGAGAACAAGUGAGCUUGGCUGAGUGGGCAAUGCAUUGGCACAGAAAGGGAAUGAUUGAGAAGAUCAUUGAUCCUCACAUUGCUAGCAACAUCAACGGCGAAUCGCUUAAGAAGUUCUUGGAAGCGGCGGAGAAAUGUCUCACGGAGUAUGGCGUCGAUAGGCCUUCCAUGGGAGAUGUGCUGUGGAAUUUGGAGUAUUCUUUGCAGCUUCAAGAGGCAGCGUCAAUGCAGGUAGAAGACAAGAGUGAAUGCAUGAUAAUUGGGAUGGAGAAACAAAGUAAUGGGAUUGACUCAAAAGAAGGACUUGAUUUUGAGAUCGCUGAUGAUUCUAGUGUAACAGUUGAGGGCUCUUCUUUGUUCUCUCAAAUGGGUCAUUUUCAGGGAAGAUGA